CUUAGAAAAAAAACUUUGAAUAUUUUCAAGUUUCAUAAUUUUUUCAUAUAAGUAAUAUAUGGAUAGAGUAAAGGAUUUGUCAUCAAAGAAAGCAGCAGUUAUAUUUACAAAGAGUUCAUGUUACAUGUUUCAUAGCAUCAAGCAACUAUUUUAUGAGAUUGGUGCAAGUUCAGCAGUAUAUGAACUAGACAAUGAUUCAAAUGGUAGAGAAAUGGAAUGGGCUUUGAGGGGUAAUUUUGGAUGUAACCCUUCAGUUCCAGCAGUGUUCAUAGGUGGAAAAUAUGUAGGAUCCUCAAAAGAUGUUAUAUCUCUUCAUGUUGAUGGUUCUCUUAAACAAUUACUUAUGGAUGCAAAGGCCAUUUGGUUUUAGUUAUAGUCAAAUUCAGAACUCUUUAUAGUAUUAUGCCAAAAGAGGUGUAUUAAGAGUUUUGAUAAUAUUUUGGAGACAAUGUUUAAUUAGGAUACACCUAGUUUUUCUUGAGUGUAAUCCUAUUUAAGUUUCAAUUAAAAGUUUGUAUAAAAAGUAAUCUUUUUGUUACUUGAUCUAAAAAGGCUAACUAUAUAUACAUGUCUAUUAAGAUCAUAACAUUUGGUCAUUAGGAAGGUCCAAUGUACGAGACUUACUGUGGGGGAGUCUAAAUAAGUAUAUGUAUAUCGUAUUAUUUUUGCAAGUAAAGAAGCUAUUUUUAAGAUUUGAAUUCGAGACUAGCCCGUCGUCACAAGGAAGCACAUCAACCAAUAAGAAUAAAUCACAUGAGUGGAUUUAAAUGCGGUACUCACAAGAAAAAACUUGUAGCAAAUUUUUGAAU
This is a messenger RNA of Trifolium pratense (red clover), 809 nucleotides long. RefSeq names its product glutaredoxin-C11-like. Bases 59 to 370 code for a protein of 103 amino acids. NCBI's taxonomy places the organism in Eukaryota, Viridiplantae, Streptophyta, Magnoliopsida, Fabales, Fabaceae. The record is from RefSeq and is a predicted model, not a curated record. The transcript has a single exon.